Messenger RNA from Siniperca chuatsi (mandarin fish), 1769 nucleotides. RefSeq names its product ST3 beta-galactoside alpha-2,3-sialyltransferase 7 (gene st3gal7). Lineage: Eukaryota; Metazoa; Chordata; Actinopteri; Centrarchiformes; Sinipercidae. The transcript has 8 exons. Gene Ontology annotation, molecular function: lactosylceramide alpha-2,3-sialyltransferase activity. The record is from RefSeq and is a predicted model, not a curated record. Bases 158 to 1342 code for a protein of 394 amino acids.
GAGGGAAGAGUUCAGUGGUGUGGGAAGCAGCAGCAGCAGCAGCAGCAGCCAUUUUAGCUCCACAGGACACGCAUCUUGGUGCUUUCCCCUGAAGCAUGGAGCACAGGUGAACAGACGGUUAACUGGUAGCUUACAUCUCUACCAGGCUGGCUGUGCCAUGGUGACACUGAAUCACUUGAGUGUUGAGGACCCAGACGAUGGCUCUCCACUGCUGCCUGAGGCUGCUGAGGCUGCAACACCAACGCCUGUCUUUCACAGACAGCAAAGGGUCACAAAGACUGACUCCAGGGAAUUUUUCCUUAGCAGGAGUGAGAACCUUGCCUUCAGUCUGGUGCUGCUGAUCGGAUGCUACUCAGCUAUUCUAAUUCCUGCGUAUUUCCCCUUGGAUAAGGUGGUAACUCUCAGCGAUGAGAAGAUCGGACCCGUACCCAAAGAUCUGGUCUUACUAAAUCAGUCAGCCUCCCUGCUGUCAGGCCCCUGUCAGCCUCGCUGGUGUCUGAACCACUUCAAGCCCCUGUUCUGUUCUGCAAGCCUUCUAGACAUCCCUGUGUUUGUGCAGCAGGACAGGCCUGUGCAUUGGGAUUUGUCCCCUCCUCUGGGGCUCCAGGGCAGUGAAGAGCAUCUGGCCCUGGCUCUUGCCUCUUUGCCUCAGUCUGGCCUGCCUCCAUCACUGAGGGAAGAAGGAAGCUGCAGGCGAUGCGUGGUGGUGGGAAAUGGAGGGGUUCUUCAUGGGAGCCAUCUUGGAUCCCAUAUAGAUCAAUAUGACAUCAUUAUCAGGCUGAAUAAUGCUCCAGUGCCUGGCUUUGAGAGAGAUGCUGGUUUCCGCACCACCAUCCGCCUGAUUUACCCAGAGGGAGCACCUCACUCUGCAAAGGAGUACAAAAAGACCACCAUGGUUGCUCUGGUGGUCUUUAAGAGCCUGGAUCUGGACUGGCUCACUUCUGUCAUCACCAAAAAGCCUCUGAGCUUCUGGUCCAAACUAUGGUUCUGGAGGGAGGUGGUGGAUGAUAUUCCCCUGAAACCAGAGAACUUCAGGAUCCUCAACCCAGAGAUUAUUCACAAGACUGGACAAGUCCUACAGAAAUAUGCUCUGAAACAGGGAAAUAUGGUGCCAACACUAGGUGCCAGUGCAGUUGUCAUGGCUUUGCAGCUGUGUGACCAGGUGAGCCUGGCAGGGUUUGGGUAUGAUAUGCAGCACCCAGAGGCCAGGCUUCACUACUAUGAGACCAUACGCAUGAGCGCAAUGAAGGCUCAAGUGGUGCAUGACAUCAGUGCUGAGAAACUCUUCUUAAGGGACCUGGUGGCUGCAGGAGCUGUGACUGACCUCACAGGAGCUCUGUGAGUCAGCAGUGCAGAGACUGAUAAUAUACUGAACUCUACAUAUACUCCUCCCUCUCACUGUGAGCCUGUACGGGGUCCUCCACAACUGUGCCCUGCUGGAAGAAUCCUACACAGCGUGGACUGACCUUUAAAAUGCCCACAGUCUCCUGGGUUGACUGAUGAGUGAGCAAAUGAAACUCUAAAGGUUAGACAAGCUUGUGAUUGUAGAGACUAACUUAAGCAUAUAUCAUUUAAAUUCAAUGAACUUAUUACAUCACCAGCUAGUUUACAAGUAUAGUAAUAGUCAUAUGGAUGAAAAAUUGUGCCAUCACAAGUAGGAACGUGCUCAGUGAUUGGCCAGGUUUUGUAAAAUCAAUGCAGUGGUCAAUGGUUCAAACAGUGCUAUUUCAAUUCUGUUUAUAAUGACUGAAUAAACAAGUGAAUGUAAA